This is a messenger RNA of Diachasmimorpha longicaudata, 1314 nucleotides long. It is a transcript of the gene Trs31, whose product is annotated as TRAPP subunit 31. Bases 87 to 668 code for a protein of 193 amino acids. The record is from RefSeq and is a predicted model, not a curated record. Gene Ontology annotation, cellular component: TRAPPIII protein complex; TRAPPII protein complex; TRAPPI protein complex. The transcript is spliced from 3 exons. Gene Ontology annotation, biological process: endoplasmic reticulum to Golgi vesicle-mediated transport. NCBI's taxonomy places the organism in Eukaryota, Metazoa, Arthropoda, Insecta, Hymenoptera, Braconidae.
UACCUCUCUAUAUAAUCGAUAGUCGAAGUUAUUGGAGGUGUCAGUUGUGUUUUGUAUUGUUCAAUGUCUGUAAUUACUAAUUUAAUAUGAAUAUAAACACUAUUACAAUUUCUGCUGUGCGACCUCGCACGAGUAUCCUGGAUAAAUCCCUCAGCAAAGGAAAAGGGGAAGUCAGUCUGAGCUGUUAUGCUCUGCUGUUUUCUGAACUGGUACAGUACUGUCAAAAUCGUGUGUACACUGUGCCAGAGCUUCAAAACAAAUUAACUGAAAUGGGAGCAGAAGUUGGACACAGAAUGACAGAUCUCCUCAUAAUGCGAGAAAAAGGUGGCAAACGAGAGGUGAAACUCCUGAAUGUCCUCUUAUUCGUUAAAAACACACUAUGGAAAUCGCUAUUUGGCCGUGAGGCUGAUAAACUGGAGCACGCCAAUGACGAUGAGAGAACUUACUACAUAAUCGAGAAGGAGUCACUGGUGAACAAAUUCGUUUCUGUACCCAAGGACAAAGGGAGCCUCAACUGUGCUUCAUUCGUAGCUGGAAUCGUUGAAGCUGUUCUGUGUGACUCUGGUUUUCCAGCAAAGGUCACUGCACAUUGGCACAAAGGCACAACGUACAUGGUGAAGUUGGACGAUUCGGUGAUAACGAGAGAUAAGCAGCUGGACGAGCGAUGAUACUAAUUAUUGAAAUUAUUUACUGUCUGUUUAGGUAAUAAAAAAUUAUGGAAAAUUUUUAUCUGUCGAUUCGUGUGGUUAACUCUCUCAACUCUAAACCUAACUCUUAACUCUAAACUUUAAAAGAAAAAGGGCUAAAGGGUGACUAAUAGAGAAAUAUAGGGGAAGAUGGGUUUGAAACAUAAAGUUUAAGUAAAAAAUUGGAAAUAAAGCCAUUUUUCAUGUGUCCACUUCACCUCAAUCCAAUUCUAGAGAAACCAAGAGACGAGUUCUGUAAAUUCAAUUUUUGAUAGAGAUCAGUGCAAUACGAAUCACGUAAUUACCUUUAACGUUUAUUUCCCCACAAUUUAUGUUAAUAUUAUUUCUACAAUGAAUUUGCGAUUGAUUAUUGUGUUUAACAGAAUCUAUAGUCUCUGUCGUAGUAGCUGACGUGGCCGGUACGACGGAGAUGCUCGGUCUUCCUCUGUAAAAACAGAAAAUCGACAAAAUGAGUUGAGAACUGGAGCUAGAAAAUCGUGACAACUCUGGUGAUAUCACGAAGAAAAAUCGAAUAAGUCGAAUAAAUAAAUAAAUAAUGUUUAACUAGUUUAACUGUGUGAAUGGAAGAGAAUGUACAAUGAAAUAAAAAAAUAAAUAUUUGUUUGAA